UGCACCAUGCACUAUGUGCUUCAGCUCUGUACUUUAUAAUAACUAUGGGCAUGUUACUCCGAACCUUCGUCUUUUUGUGGAUUUCAGUUGGAUUUCUAUCUUUACUGGAAGUAAAGUCUGAGGCCUGUACAGGCAUCGACUUCCCUGGGCGGUGUGAAUUUGUUUUCAGAAAUGUCUGCUUUGAGUUUGUUGGGGGAUCUGAAACCUGGUCCCAAGCCAGGAGCAGCUGUGAAAAGCGCGGAGGGGAGCUCCUGAAGGUGAUGAACUACCCGAUCAAAACGUUCCUGAAGAACAUCCCCAAAGAGGGAAACACCAGCAGCUUCACCUGGUGGCUGGGGAACGGGGUCCAAGGGCAGUACCAGGAGCCCACCAUAAAGAAUGCUGACAUUUCAAAGGGCAACUGCACGUACAUGAAGCUGGAUCCUCUUCAGCUCGUCACGACAUUUGACUGCAACCAGAGACGAGGCUUCCUCUGCACCCACAAUGAGUGUGUGUCUUCGUCAAACACAGAGAACACAGUGGUGUCCAGCCGUGCAACCAGAUCUCGACCCAAAAGGGAUGUAAAUGCCAUGGGUUCAGCUAUUGAAGACAUUGACAAACUUCUCCAGGAAGCAGAUAAAGAACUAUAUCGAAUGGAAACGACAGAAGGGGAGCCGACAAACAACAACAGGGACAAAUUCAUUCAGUAUUUGUUGGCAAGUACUAAAAAGCUGACUGGAAAAUUUGCUUUGGAAAACAACAACACCAUCAGUCAUAUCAUCAACUGCAGCACCGGCAUCCUCCUCCUCUCAGUGAACAAAUGUGACAUCAAGACCAACCCAAACCCUACCUCUUUGUUUGAGGAGGUCUUUGAGAUCUAUCGGACUAUUUCAGUGCUGAUUGGUUCGACAACCACAGAGAGAAUUAUCAUCAGGCACCCAACAGGCACCAUCUAUCAGAGCACACACACACCUACUAGCCUCAGCAAUGCUGUGCUGGGUUCAGAGCAAGAUGGGGAGUAUGUCGUACUCCCAUCAUUUGCAGCACUUAAGUCACAGCUAGGAGGGUACAGCAAAAUCAUCGCUCAGAUGGCUUCAUUCUCAAAGAAUCCCCAUCCGUCUGACAACAACAUCUCAGGAACAGUUUGCAGCCUUUUACUCAGUGAUGGAACCACAGACAUAAAGCUGACAAACCUGACAGAGAAUAUAGAGAUCUUUCUGCCUCACCCAAAUGCUUCAGUAGUGACGAACAGUACUGUGUUGGAGAAGAACAUGAAAGUGGUUACCAGAUUCAACAUCUCUGACCCUGAUGUGACCAUCUUCUUCAGCGUGGAGCCCAGUGCCAAUGUGUCAUUGGCUCUUAGGUUGUCUGCAGGGUCCCCUCCUAACGCCACACAUUUCAGCAACAGGACCAUCUUGAGCGCAACAGGAGGCUAUCGCUGGAUGAUAACCCCCGAGAUGAUGCAGCAGACUACUGGAGUCUGGUAUGUUGACACACACCUCUUCAAUUCCACUUGGGAGCCAGACCUAACGCUGAGGAUCUCUUCUUUUAUGGGCAAGUGCUUGUUCUGGGACAUAAAGAGGGAGAAUUGGAGCACUGAUGGCUGCCAGGUGGGGGACAAAAGCACUCCGGAGCGAACACAGUGUCUGUGCAACCACCUCACUCUCUUUGGGAGCUCCUUCUUUGUGAAGCCAAACUACGUGGACCUAUCUCGCACAGCAGAGUUGUUUGCCAGCGUGACUGAAAACUACGUGGUGCUGGCUCUGCUGUGCACUUUCUUUGGGCUCUACCUGGCCACUCUGCUGUGGGCCUGCUAUGCUGACCGCAGGGCCCGCUCUAAGAGGAAGAUGACUCUGCUGGAAGACAACCACCCAGGCGCUCAGUACAACUAUCUGAUCGCUGUCCAAACUGGCAAUCGCAAGAAUGCUGGGACUACUGCCAAUGUGAAAGUGAAGCUGACUGGCUCAGAGGGCGAGAGUGACAUACACAACCUCACAGAUCCCGACAAGCCUGUGUUGGAGAGAGGAGCUGUCGAUAUGUUCCUGUUGGCCACACCGUUCCCACUGGGCGAAGUGCGAAACCUCAAGCUGCAGCACGACAACUCUGGAGGUCACCCAUCAUGGUAUAUAAACAAGGUGACCAUACAAGACCUCCAAACACGACAUGUGUUUCACUUCCUCUGUGACUGCUGGCUGAGUGCUGACCACGGAGACAAGAAAACCUUCAAUGCUGCAAAGAACAACGAGAUCGCCAGCUUCAGGAAUAUUUUCCAGAGUAGAACAUCCACUGGCUUCAGGGAUGAACACAUCUGGGUGUCCAUAGUGGAUCCUCCCUCACGUAGUCCAUUCACACGAGCCCAGAGGGUCUCCUGCUGCAUGAGCCUGCUCCUCUGCACUAUGGCCAUCAACAUCGCCUUCUGGAACAUUCCUGUAGACGAGGACUCGGCAGUACUCUUCGAGUUAGGUUCAUUGAAAAUCACCUGGCAGGAGCUCAUGGUCGGGGUACAGAGUGGUCUUCUCAUGUUUCCAAUCAACAUCCUCAUCAUCACCAUCUUCCGAAGCAUCAAACCUCGCAUGAUUUCUAAAAAAGAAGUCUCAGAGGAGAACUUGAGACCGCCCGCAGUUACCAUACCAGCUAUUCUGAAGGAUACAGAGAAGGUGAUUUCUUCUGUGAGCAGUAGUCCGAGGAACAAGAUGUCACAGAUGAACCUGCUGGUGUCCACCGCUGACCUCUGCCCUGCCUUGGACAGGGUGCAUGAAUUCAUCCAGCUUAUGCAAGGGGAGAUCGAGAGUGACCCCCACUGGGUGUACUGCAGCAAGUUCCUCCUGGCUGGUCUCUGUCAUCUCCUGAUGUGCCUGGAGAAACUGGAUGAAAAGCACUUCUCGAGUCCAUACGAGUACCAGCAGGCCCUCAACCUCACCAAUCUGCUGGUUCGCAAGGCUGAGAUGGUCUUCAGCAGCCACUUGGCCUACUGCCCGCCUCCCGUGAAGAAGAGGAAGAAGGGGUCAGCGAGCUGCUGGCUGCCCUGGUGGUGUGUGUUCCUGGGCUGGUUCCUGUUGCUGUCCAUCAGUGUGCUAUCCACUUACUUCACCUUGAUAUACGGCUUCACGUACGGCAAAGAUGGGUCCAUCAAGUGGGUCAUGUCUCUGGGCCUCUCCCUCUUCCAGAGCAUCUUUAUACUGCAGCCUCUCAAGGUGAUUGGCGUUGCUGUGUUUUUUGCCCUGCUGCUGAAACCUGUAGCCGUGGAGGAGAGUGAAGAAAUUGAGCAGGUGAUGUUAGAGCAACAAGACAAGUGUAGACGCUACUCUGGCAGGGACACGCUGUGAGGAAGCUGCAUUUAGCGGGAUAAGUUGUUUUCUCCGACUGGCACAGCUGCGAUCUACUGCAUCCUCACUUCUUAAACACUCUUUUGCACUUAUUGGAAGUUUCAACUGUCUGAAUAUAAAAUGAAUCUUGGUGUUUUGUGUUUGUACAGAAUAUCCAAAGCCUGAAAAUAGUUUUCUGAAACAGAGUGAAAGUAAAGGGGUAAUUAAAUAACUAUUGCUCUUGCAUGUCAAUGUGUUGCUUACUAUCCGCUUUGAUGUAUGUGUAUGUAAAGAAAAUCUCUGGCUGCUUUUGUUCAUUUCAUGAGGCUGUUAUUUUCAUUCUCCUAAGAAAUCUGUAUCUAUGUCCGAUCCCAUUCAUUUUGCAAAUCAAACACUAACCAUCACAAAACCUACAAAUGUAACGGUACGGUAGAAAACUUGCCCAAGUUAAUUGCAGUAAAGCACACAGGGUAUAAAGACAAUCUGGCAGGGCAACAAGGAAAACAAGGGAGUAUAUAAACAGGGUAGACUAGUGGCAAAAUCAGGGGCAGGUGAGGAUAAUCAAGGAGGUGGGAAAACACACAAAGACAGGAAGUAAAGCCAAAAAUGACACAUGAGUCAACUUAUCAAAAUAAAAUAGGAAACACUACAACCAAAUGCCAGGACCAUGACACCAAAUACCUUGUAAUAUUCCUCAAUUCACAUCACAUUUAAAGAAACCACAUUCAUAACUUAAUGAAGAAGCUCAACCAGAAAUUAUAGGUUUAUAACCAGAUCAGACCAUAUCUCAUACUGUCUUGGACACAUAUCUAAACACAAUCAUUAUUUCAACAUUA
Molecule: messenger RNA, 4120 nt
Organism: Sebastes umbrosus (honeycomb rockfish)
Lineage: Eukaryota; Metazoa; Chordata; Actinopteri; Perciformes; Sebastidae
Product: polycystic kidney disease protein 1-like 2
Exons: 23
Coding region: 45-3305 (1086 amino acids)
Biological process (GO): detection of mechanical stimulus
Cellular component (GO): membrane
Molecular function (GO): calcium channel activity; protein binding
Source: RefSeq, a predicted model, not a curated record